Schistocerca piceifrons (Central American locust) is the source of this 2180-nucleotide messenger RNA. RefSeq lists its product as uncharacterized. Lineage: Eukaryota; Metazoa; Arthropoda; Insecta; Orthoptera; Acrididae. Bases 589 to 1539 code for a protein of 316 amino acids. The transcript is spliced from 2 exons. The record is from RefSeq and is a predicted model, not a curated record.
UGGGACACACCCAAGAUGUUGGAAGAACAUUUCUGCAUGGGAACGAGAGGGCAGAGUUGGCAGGACGGCUGUCACAGGGUGUUCCUGUUGGACGAGUUUUACAAGAUGUCCGAAGUGCACCAGUCGCUGCAAGUGUGGAGAGAAUCCAUCUCCUUGAGAAAAAAGAUUUGCAUAAUAUAAAAAGGGAUUUUGAUAUUGGUUAUGCAACGAAGAAGCAUGAAAAUGAUGCAGUGAGUGUGAAAUUGUGGGUCGAAGAAAUGAAGAGACAAAGUGACAACCCAGUACUGUAUUUCAAGCAGCAAAAACAAGUGCAUCCUAAUUUUCAAGAUGAAGACUUCAUUCUUAUUAUAAUGACAGACUUUCAGGCCGAACAACUUCUAAAGUAUGGAGAAGAUAAAAUAUGUGUGGAUGGCACUCAUGGCAUGACUGCAUACGAUUUUCAACUUUUUACUAUUGUCGUUGUUGAUAGAUAUGGUGCUGGAAUGCCAGUUGCAUUUUGUUUUUCAAAUAGGGGAGACAUGUGCUUACUGUCUUUUUAUUUCAAAUGUGUGAGAGAGAAGGGUGGGCACUGUAAAGACCAAUGUGUUUAUGUCUGACGAUGCACCAGCAUUUUAUAAUGCAUGGUCAGCAGUAAUGGGACCUGUGCCAAACCAGUUGCUGUGUUCUUGGCGUAUACAACGGAACUGGUCUCAGAAUUUAAGGAGAAUUUCUGGGGGUAGUGAGAAAAAAUCAGCAGUGUUUAGUUCACUAAAGCGACUUCAGACUGAACUGGAUAUAGAUGUUUUUAGUUGUAGUCUGGAGAAAGUGGUGGAAGACUUAUUGAAUGAUCCGGAUACUGCAGAAUUUGGCAGGUACUUUCUUAAGAUGUACUGCCAGCGAGUGGAAAAGUGGGCGUAUUGUUUUAGGCACCGACUGGGCAUUAAUACAAACAAUUACUUGGAGUCCCCACAUAAAGUUAUUAAAUACAGUUAUCUAGAAGGGAAAAAGUGCAGAAGGCUGGAUAAGUCAUUAAAUGCUUUGUUAUGUUUAGUGAGAGACAAAGUAUAUGAGGGCUUAGUGAAGCUCUCAAAAUGUAAGCAGUGCUCUAGGGCAUCAAGAGUGAAAGCAAGCCACAACGAUAGCUCAGCUAUAACAAAUGGGAUGAUUUUAUGCAGGGGUGAAGGGUUGUGGGAAGUGCUUUCUUCCACUGGUUGUGAAGUGUAUGUUGUUGUAAAAAAUUCAGAACUGAUAUGCGAAAGAAAAUGUUCACUUAAGUGUAACACCUGCAACAUAUGUGUACAUUCGUAUAAAUGCAGCUGUUUAGACAACAUUUUAAAUUUUAACAUAUGUAAGCAUAUACAUGCAUGUGCCAAAUCAUUGUCUGGUGCUGUCCAGGAGAGUGAACAGUGUUCCUUGUCCUCUAGUGCAGACAAUGAAUAUGUGUCAGCAUUGCUUUCUGGCAAUUCAGAAAAAUCUGCUGACACAUUUGAACAGGAUGUGAUGUCUCACCGUGAAACUAUAGUUGCACUCAGCAAAGGAACACAGUGGACAGGAGACUAAGGCCAAAGUAUUGAAGGAUCUGAAGAAGAUCAUUGGUAAUCUUAAUAAAGAUUUUUCUUUCUCAGAAGAAAACCAGUAAAUGUGAAUGCCAAGAUUGAAUCUCAGGCUAGAUUUUUAUCCACAAAGCAGAGAAGGAUUUUGUGAGGGGUGAUUAAGUGUUAAAAAAAAGGUAAACUCCAGGUUGGAAUACCAACAAUAUUAGGAAAAAAAUAGUUUGCCACUUACUGUAAAGGUGACAUGUUGAGUUGCAGACAGGCACAAUGUAAAGAAUGUUACACAUUUAGUUUUUGGCCAAAGCCUUCUCCAGAAAACAAAACACAAACAGAUUAACACUAGCAAGCACACAUGACCAAUAUCUCCCACUGCAGAUAGUGGAGACGUGUGCAGGGAGUGUGCUUGCGUGUGUAAAUCUUUUUGUGUUUUCUUUUCUGAAGAAGUCUUUGGCCAAAAGCUAAAUGUGUAACAGUCUUUACAUUGUGCCUGUUUGCAACUCAACAUGUCACCUUUACAGCGAAUAGCAAACUAUCCUUUUCCUAAUAUUGUUAAUGCACAUAAAGGUGGUCUUGUACAUUAUGUCAAUUUGUGUGUGUGUGAGUGAGAGAGAUUCCAUGUAGUUGAAGGUGAAUAAAAAUUUAAAUUUA